GAACCCAACUUCCCUAAUCCCAAAUCUCACACACUCCAUCCAUACACAAUUUGGUUCAUUUCCUACCGAGAAGACACAAUUCAGAAGAACGAAAUAUAAAAAGCAGUUACACAAAUCAAAGCCAUAACAAACUUUUUUCUUUUUUUUCAUUCUCUUCCCUUUCGCGCUCUCUCGCUCGAAAGGAACAAACAAACAAAAAAAUAAUGACAUCACAACCGUCGAUUCCAUCUCCUCCUCCGCCAUUACCACCGCCACCUGCAUCAACGGCACCACCGUCUGAAGGCGGCGUUCGUGUUCGCUGCGCCGGUUGUCGGAUGAUCUUAACUGUAGCGCCUGGACUAACCGAAUUCGCUUGUCCGACGUGUCGAAUGCCGCAGAUGCUUCCGCCGGAACUCAUGGCUAGGGUACACCAAACGGCACCGCCGGUAACUCCGCCGACGCAGAAUUUACCGGCGCAUGGUAUUGAUCCUACUAAGAUCCAGCUUCCUUGCGCUAAGUGUAAGGCGAUUCUCAAUGUUCCGCAUGGAUUAUCGAGAUUUUCGUGUCCUCAGUGUAAUGUUGAUCUUGCGGUUGAUCUGUCGAAGGUUAAGCAGUUUUUACCUCCGCCGACGCUUGAAGAAGUUAACGAGGUUGCUGUUGAAGUGGAGCGUGAUGAAGAUGAAGGCGGCAUGGCUGGAGAAACAUUUACGGAUUAUCGACCACCAAAAGUAUCUAUUGGACCUCCACACCCAGACCCUGUUGUGGAGACAUCUUCCUUGUCUGCAGUGCAACCACCGGAUCCUACCUAUGAUCCAAAAACUAAAGAUAAUCUGGAAAGUUCAAAGGCUUUGUCAUGCUUGCAAAUUGAGACCUUGGUCUAUGCUUGUCAGAGACACCUUCAGCACCUCCCCAGUGGAGCUAGAGCAGGAUUCUUUAUUGGAGACGGAGCUGGUGUAGGUAAAGGUCGAACAAUUGCAGGUCUAAUUUGGGAGAACUGGCACCAUGGAAGGAGAAAAGCAUUGUGGAUUUCUGUUGGUUCAGACUUGAAGUUUGACGCUAGAAGAGACUUGGAUGAUGCGGGUGCAACAUGUAUUGAAGUGCAUGCUUUGAACAAACUGCCUUAUUCUAAGCUUGAUUCAAAGUCUGUUGGGAUCAAGGAGGGAGUUGUUUUCUUGACAUACAAUAGCCUUAUAGCAUCUUCAGAGAAAGGUCGUUCUCGACUCCAGCAGCUUGUGCAGUGGUGUGGACCAGGGUUUGACGGCCUUGUAAUUUUUGAUGAGUGUCAUAAAGCAAAAAAUUUGGUCCCUGAAGCUGGUAGUCAGCCAACACGAACCGGAGAAGCAGUGCUUGAAAUUCAGGAUAAACUACCUGAAGCUCGUGUUGUUUAUUGCUCAGCAACUGGUGCAUCUGAACCUCGCAAUAUGGGUUAUAUGGUUAGGCUUGGUCUUUGGGGAGAUGGAACUUCUUUCUCCGAGUUCCGGGAAUUUCUUGGUGCUCUUGAUAGAGGGGGUGUUGGAGCUCUAGAAUUAGUUGCCAUGGACAUGAAAGCAAGGGGGAUGUAUUUAUGUCGGACACUUAGCUAUGAGGGUGCUGAGUUUGAAGUUAUUGAAGCGCCAUUAGAAGAUAAAAUGAUGGACAUGUAUAAAAAGGCAGCAGAAUUUUGGGCCGAAUUACGAGUAGAAUUGCUGUCAGCUAGUGCCUUCCUAAAUGAUAAGCCUAACACUAGUCAACUAUGGCGAUUAUACUGGGCAAGCCACCAGCGUUUCUUUAGACACAUGUGUAUGUCUGCUAAAGUACCUGCUACUGUAAGAUUAGCAAAGCAAGCAUUAGUUGAUGGAAAAUGUGUAGUCAUUGGUCUUCAGAGUACUGGCGAAGCAAGGACAGAGGAAGCUGUGACAAAAUAUGGUUCUGAACUUGAUGACUUUGUUUCUGGACCUCGGGAAUUGCUGCUUAAAUUUGUGGAAGAAAAUUACCCGCUACCAGAAAAACCUCAACUCCUUCCAGGAGAGGAUGGUGUUAAGGAGCUCCAAAGGAAGCGGCACUCCGCAACUCCUGAUGUUUCAUUAAAAGGAAGGGUCAGAAAAUCAGCCAAGUUGCAGCCUCCUAGUGAUGUAGAAAGCGACGAAGAAUCUGAAACUGAUUCGGGGAUUGAAUCUAAUGACUCUGAUGAGGAGUUUCAAAUAUGUGAAAUUUGCACUACUGAGGAGGAAAGGAAAAAAAUGCUACAGUGUUCCUGCUGUGGUAAAUUAGUCCAUUCCGCAUGCUUGAUGCCACCAAUUGGUGAUGUAGUUCCUGAAGAGUGGUCAUGCCAUUUGUGUAAGGAAAAAACAGAUGAAUACCUUCAAGCAAGGCAGGCCUACAUAGCAGAAAUCCAGAAGAGGUAUGAUGCAGCCUUGGAACGUAGGACAAAAAUAUUAGAGAUCAUUCGUUCGUUGGAUCUUCCAAAUAAUCCUUUGGAUGACAUUACUGACCAGCUAGGGGGGCCAGAUAAAGUUGCAGAAAUUACAGGAAGGAGAGGCAUGCUUGUGAGGGGCCCUGCUGGAAAGGGUGUAACUUAUCAGGCUCGUAAUACAAAGGAAGUCACCAUGGAAAUGGUUAACAUGCAUGAAAAGCAGCUUUUUAUGGAUGGUAAAAAGUUUGUUGCUAUUAUCUCUGAAGCUGGAUCAGCUGGUGUUUCUUUGCAGGCAGAUAGGAGAGCAGCAAAUCAGAAAAGAAGAGUUCAUUUAACGCUAGAGCUUCCAUGGAGUGCUGACCGUGCAAUUCAGCAGUUUGGAAGAACUCAUAGAUCAAAUCAAGCUUCGGCACCAGAAUACAGGAUACUCUUUACUAAUCUUGGUGGAGAACGACGAUUUGCAUCAAUUGUUGCGAAGAGAUUAGAAUCUCUUGGUGCUUUGACUCAGGGGGACCGCAGGGCUGGGCCUUCAUUAAGUGCUUAUAAUUACGACAGUGCUUAUGGAAAGAGGGCACUGAUGAUUAUGUACAAAGGAAUAAUGGAGCAGGAUUCUCUACCUGUUGUACCUCCGGGAUGUUCAUCUGACAGACCAGAUACUGUUCAAGAUUUCAUCAUUCAGGCAAAAGCUGCUCUUGUAUCUGUUGGGAUAGUUAGGGACUCAGUUCUCGGAAAUGGUAAAGAUUCUGGAAGGUUAUCUGGUCGAAUUAUUGAUUCAGAUAUGCACGAAGUUGGACGAUUCCUCAACCGGCUUUUGGGACUACCUCCUGAUAUUCAGAAUGGGCUAUUUGAGUUAUUUGUGAGUAUCUUGGAUCUUCUUGUUCGGAAUGCUCGCAUUGAAGGUAACCUCGACACGGGCAUUGUUGACUUGAAGGCUAAUGUCAUUGAACUACAGGGGACUCCGAAGACAGUUCAUGUUGAUCAAUUGACUGCGGCUUCUACCGUUUUGUUUACAUUCAUCUUGGAUCGUGGGAUCACAUGGGAGUCAGCAAGUAACAUGCUGAAUGAAAAACAAAAGGAUGGGCUUGGCUCAGCCAAUGAUGGCUUCUAUGAGUCCAAGAGGGAGUGGUUGGGAAAGCGUCAUUUCAUUUUAGCAUUUGAAAGCUCUGCUUCGGGUAUGUAUAAGAUAGUUCGUCCUCCCGUUGGGGAAUCAAACCGGGAGAUGCCUCUAUCUGAAUUAAAAAGUAAAUACAGAAAAGUUUCAUCCUUAGAAAAGGCUCAAACUGGUUGGGAAGAGGAAUAUGAAGCUUCAUCUAAACAGUGCAUGCAUGGUCCCAAUUGUAAGAUUGGCAACUUCUGUACAGUGGGCAGAAGACUACAGGAAGUGAAUGUCUUGGGUGGCCUCAUUCUUCCUGUUUGGGGAACCAUAGAAAAGGCCCUUGCUAAGCAGGCUCGCCUAAGCCAUAGGAGGCUACGUGUUGUACGCAUAGAAACUACUGUGGAUAACAAACGAAUUGUUGGACUUCUUGUUCCUAAUGCAGCUGUUGAAACUGUGCUUCAAGGCUUAGCAUGGGUUCAAGAAAUUGAUGAUUGACCUAGGAUAAUAGACUUUGCUCACCUUCUCAUUCUAGCAACUUGAAGCCUUUUGAAAGUUGCUUGAUGUCUCCAGUCUUGACCAUGGGUUCAAUAUUCGGUGUCCUCUGUUCUUCGACAAUCAAUUUAUGUUUUAGGAAAAGGCUCAACCUUGAUGCUGAUUUUUUUGGAGGAAUGACUCAUCCUCCUCACCAUUCAACACAAUUGUGCAGUUUCAUCUAGUCACCAAUAUUUAUGUUCCAUUUUAGCGUAAAAUACGAUUUUGUAUAUUUGUAAAACUGAUUCACCGAGAAAGUAGAUGGCUAGGCUUGUAUCACAUAAUCCAGUCUGAAUAUUUUUUUUACUAUUUUUUAGAGGAAACCAGUUUGUACCAACAGAUAUGAUUAUUAAAAUGAUAGUGGAAGAAAAUAUUCUCAUUUUUUUAUAA
Molecule: messenger RNA, 4388 nt
Organism: Medicago truncatula (barrel medic)
Lineage: Eukaryota; Viridiplantae; Streptophyta; Magnoliopsida; Fabales; Fabaceae
Product: protein FORGETTER 1
Exons: 32
Coding region: 204-3962 (1252 amino acids)
Biological process (GO): regulation of DNA-templated transcription
Cellular component (GO): nucleus
Molecular function (GO): histone binding; chromatin DNA binding
Source: RefSeq, a predicted model, not a curated record